Anolis sagrei ordinatus is the source of this 2418-nucleotide messenger RNA. RefSeq names its product junctional cadherin complex regulator (gene JHY). Lineage: Eukaryota; Metazoa; Chordata; Lepidosauria; Squamata; Anolidae. Gene Ontology annotation, biological process: axoneme assembly. The record is from RefSeq and is a predicted model, not a curated record.
AUGUCCUUCACCGAGUGUGUUUUGCUAAUUGUUUUCGAUCUUCUGUCCAGCAUGAAUACAAGCAAGCCAUCACCUAAAGGGUUGGUCCAGCCCCACGUCCACUACUCCUUUCUGCAAACGGCGUCGGAAGGGCUAUCGCAGAAUGAAUCCGACUCGGAAAGCCUCGCUCAAGAAAUCGAGUACCAGUUUGAGCUCCAGGAACGGAUCCAUCAGACAGAGAAGCUGGUGGACCAAGACAAUGGAGACAGCUUGGAAGAAGAUGACAGUUUGGAGGAGGACAGUUUGGAGGUAGAAGAAGGAAGGGAACCAGAUACAGAAGAAACACCAAGUCCAAAUGGGAAGGAAGAUGGUCUCAAUGCAAGCAAAGAGGGAAUGGUAGACCAAUACUCCGAAUUGCGUUACAAUCCCAACUGGAGGAAUAACAAAGAGGAGAACAGCUUGGCUGAGUUAGACCACUCGCACACCACAGAUGAAGAAGGUUCACCCAGUCCUUCUCAGCUCAGGUUUUUGCACCCAAAUAACCAACUACAGGACCGACCUCAAACGUUUCCGUCUAAUUUAGAUAGGGAUAGCUCAGAUUCUCAUGAGUAUGCUACGAGUGCCAGGGAAGAAUCUUAUGGACUAUUUAAUAAAGAAAAAGUGGUUGUUCGCCAUUACCGCCGCAAUCCUAGUACACAGAGUGACAGCUUUUCUUCCCAAGUUAAAGAGUGUCAACACAGGUCUGAAAAAAACUUUAUAGAAAAGAACAAACACACUUUGGGAGUGUCAAAACAAGCGCCCAAUUCCUACCUUCUCCUCCAUGGUAAAAAGCAAAGGGAAAACCACCAGAGACAGGCUCACCUGCACAAAAUGCCUGGGAUGGAUGCAACAGACUUGAGCCAAGAUGGAUUCUUAGAAGACAACUCCUUAAGUAGGAUCCCUGCCCAGCAUCCAUUGGAAGACCGAGUAGAACUAAGAGGACAGCGUGGCAGAUGUCACAAUAUGGUAGAAUUUGAGAAUGCUCUCCCAGAUUCCAGCUCUGAUAGAGAAUUGUUGCAUCAGAUUUUCUACCCAGAUCCAUCUGUUACAUCUCACUGCGCUUCCAGUGCAGAUAACUCCAGUUGGGAAAGCCCCUUUCCUACGGACCCAUCCUGCAGUGUUCAACAGAGGGGCAAGCCACGUUCCAUGAAUUUAGCCUUUGCUAGGAAUCCUCAUCAGCCAAGUUCAUACCAAAACUUUCCAGGGAUUCAUUCAGCAAAUACUGGAGAGAGGGAGAAGAAAGAGACCCUACAUGCUCCUGAAAAUCCUUCUGGGCCCGGCUACCGAGACCCAUAUAGGCGUACUGUUUCCGAGCCUCGGUCUUUCGCGAGACAUGGCAAGCGUCAGAACUUCCUAGGGCACAGAGGUCUCUCGUCUACGUACCACUCUGGCCUCCAACAGCCAGUAAACAAACAAGCUUCAACUUGGGAUCCAAAUCAGAUUCGUACAGAGAAAACCCCAAGCAACUAUGUUUCUAGUCACUCGGGGCCAUUCCAGCCACCCGCUCGCAACCUGAUAGAAGCCCCUUCUCCAACCACUCGGCUCAUCCAGGCGGCAGAGCGGCGUCACCAGGAAAUCUCUCAGCUGGCAGAUGCCCACCUCGCUGGAAACCAGUUUGCUAGCAUGUUUCCACCCAUCAUAGAGAGAGGGGAUAGUGACUCGCGGCUCAACACGGAGAGCUGUGAAGAAAGCCAGCCAGUUCUGAGCCGCAGCAACUCCGAAGGCUACUUGCUUCAGAUGGAAAAAGACAAGGAGAGGAUGGAAAAGGAGAAUAGAAAGGGUUCCAGGACAAAAGGCUACAUGAAGAUGGAUGUGAAGCUUGGAGGCCUUGGACCUGACUAUGAGGGAAUCAAAGAGAAAUCUGAAAAGAUAAAGCAGCAAAAGGAAUAUGCAAAACACAUUAAGGAGCACAACUUGAAGAACAUCGCAAGCACACGCAAAACAGUGGCAAAACCAGAAAACAAAUCGACAGUGUCGAGGAAAAAGGCCCUGGAGUAUGCCAAGACCAUCCCCAAGCCCAAGCUGUUUGUGUCGAGGCCGCCGUUGGAGCAAGAACCCAAAGAGGAAAGACAUUUGGCCCGCACUUUAAACGGACAGAAUCUCCCUCCCAUUGCGUCCCUGGAAUCGCUGCAGAACAGGCACGAGAAGGAGAAGCAAGUUGUAGCUGCUUUCAAGACCCUCCAUAUUGUAUGAGGAACCCUGUGCUGCGUUCCCCAAUCUGGACACAGAAAGCGGGAUCCAACGCUGUCCAAGUCUUUCUUCAGCGGCUCGCCUGGACUGUUGGAGGAGAAGUGUUUUAGGAUGAGCCUAAUGAACUUACGAAAUGGAAAAGUUUUCCCACAUUGUUUGCACAAUCUCAUUUAUUUUUUUGGUCAGAUUUUAUUGUUGAUAAUAAAAGAG